AUGAAGCGGUCGCCAGUCAGUUGGUCACUUCUGUGGAUGGGCUGCACAGGCCUUUUCCUGCUGGCUGAUAGCCCAGCCCCUGUGAAAUCCCAUCACAUUUUGGGUGUCUUUGUCAAUGUGCACCGUUCGCAGUUAAUGGUCCAUUUGGCGGUAUGUCGGGCUCUAUUGCAGAGGGGUCACCACUUAACCCUGGUCACCACAUUGCCGCUGGAGGAGCAGGAGGUUCGGGGGAAUGUGUCACACAUUUUAAUUCCCUGGGAGCAGCCAACAGUGGAGGGAUCCUCCUCCUCGGACCUCCUUCUGCGUCUGCAACGGAUGUUUAGGCGGUUGGAACAUUCCGGAGAUCUGCUGGAUUUGCCGGAGUGGAAGCGGUUUCUCAGUAACCCACCUAAUACUCCCUUUGAUCUCCUUCUCUUGGGCUAUCAUUUUAACGAUCAUCUGUUGGGAGUUGCUGCGCAUUUCAACUGUCCAGUGGCUAUAGUUUCCACCCAACAGCCAACUGGAUUUGUCAACAGCCUAAUGGGCAAUCCCGAGGAGCGUUCGUACGUCCCACAGCCGUAUGAUGGCCACCAGAGGAGUGGAAUCUCAGCCCGCGUCUUUGGAAUUUGGGAGAAGUUCAUCGAAAUUUUGGCGAGGAGGGUACUGGCCAGGAUCUACAGCUUGCACUUUCCCGAACCGCGAUACCCCAGCUUUGAAACGAUGCGCCGAUCGGUGGUCCUGGCCUUAAGUAAUCAUCACAUGAUCAGCGAGGGUCCCAUAGCACCAUUACUUCCCAGUAUGGUGGAUGUGGGAGGUAUAGUCCUAGAGCAACAGCGAAAGAAGACUCCUCUGGAAAUAUCAGCUGGCAAUCGAUCUCUCAUCAUCUUCAGUUUGGGCACUCGCUUCACUUGGCGGAAGUCAACUGCAGAACUGGUGCAGACUUUCACAAAAGCUUUUUCUCGGUUUCCGGACUACGACAUUUACUGGACCUACGAUGGACCAAAUGGUAGUGCCAUCAGUUUGGAUUAUCCCCACUUGAAAGUCGCCAAGUGGUGGCCGCAAUCCCAGUUGCUGCAAAGUGGCAGGACUCGAUUGUUCAUCACUCAUGGAGGCAAGGGAAGUCUCUCGGAAGCCCUUUUUUAUGGAGUGCCCAUGCUGGGACUACCUUUAAUUGGGGAUCAGCGCGCAAAUCUUCAGAGAAUGCACUCGAAAAACUGGGGAUUGACUUUAUCUACCUACUCACGCAAUCUCACGCACUUGGAGCUAGCGAAGGCCAUUUCGAGAAUGAUUAGCAAUUCGAGUUACGGCGAAACUAUAUUGAAAGCUUCUCAAAUGUAUCGCGAUCGUCCAAUGAAUUCCAGCGAUUUGGCCACUUAUUGGAUCGAGUACAUCGUUCGACAUAAGGGAGCUAAAAAUCUGUACAAUCCCGCCAGGCAACUUAACAUGAUCGAAUAUCACUGCAUCGAUAUUUAUUUGAUAGUUUAUGGGUUCUUAAUUCUAACGAUUGCCAUACUCAGAAAAGUAAAUCGCUUGCUGUGACUAGAAGUAUUUUUAUUGCAUACAAAAAUAUAUUAAAUAAGUAGCUAGGACGUCAACUUAAUCGACAAUAACUUAAGUACACUCGAAUGUUGUUUGUCAAUACUUCUGAUCGGAACUUGGGAAUCUGUUUAAUUUAUUUUUAUAGAGGACCGAGAAUGCUAGUAAUUUAGGACCCUUUCAUAAAAGCGCUACAGUGAUUUAGAAUUCGACAGAUUCUUAUGGUUUUAAUAAAUUAUAAUUAAAACACUGUAGUCUUUUUCAGUUCGCACUGCAUCUUACACUCAGCUUAACUAGAAGUACAUUUUAAGUUUAUUUUCUGUAAAGUAAUCACUAGGUCCAAAAAUUAAUUUGAAUCGGUCU
Messenger RNA from Drosophila erecta, 1878 nucleotides. It is a transcript of the gene Ugt307A1, whose product is annotated as UDP-glucuronosyltransferase. The coding region runs from base 1 to 1518 and encodes 505 amino acids. Lineage: Eukaryota; Metazoa; Arthropoda; Insecta; Diptera; Drosophilidae. The record is from RefSeq and is a predicted model, not a curated record. Gene Ontology annotation, molecular function: UDP-glycosyltransferase activity. The transcript is spliced from 2 exons.